Messenger RNA from Oncorhynchus gorbuscha (pink salmon), 2583 nucleotides. Its product is annotated as la-related protein 4B-like. Gene Ontology annotation, molecular function: mRNA 3'-UTR binding. Gene Ontology annotation, cellular component: cytoplasmic stress granule; cytosol. The coding region runs from base 517 to 2379 and encodes 620 amino acids. The record is from RefSeq and is a predicted model, not a curated record. Gene Ontology annotation, biological process: positive regulation of translation. NCBI's taxonomy places the organism in Eukaryota, Metazoa, Chordata, Actinopteri, Salmoniformes, Salmonidae. The transcript has 17 exons.
ACGGAUCCGGCGCGAGAUAUGGCUCGGGAAAAUGUACCCCAAUCCAGGGAGCAGAAAUACAUUGUACUCCGAAUUGGCCCAUCAUCCCAAUUGUUACACAGAGAAGAAUGAACGAGUGCUAAUGGUCACAAGCGAGUCGGAUCUGCUGGCUACACCUGAAAAUAAUGCAAAGAAGUUCAGAGAUUUUUUUUCGAAUAUAAAUGUUUGCUAAUUUAAACAAAACAUUUUCAAAUUCCUCAGAUUUUUCGUGAACACAAACUUAACCUUUAAAAAUAAUAUAGAUUUUUUUUGUUGCUCUCGGUAGGCUGUUGGUGCCCAUGGUUACUGAAAAGUUUUGUUUACAUGUCAUUUUGGAGGAGGUAGACUUGACGUGCGGUCUGAGAAGCAACACACACGGCUAAACUAGCUAACAUCGUAUGCAAAGGAGAAUAUUAGCCAAACUUGGCCAGAUAUAUCCCCCAACCAGCUUCCCUGGUGAGCAGCAGCACACAUCCCUGAGAGGAGUUCAGACGUCACAUGACGUCAGACCAGGAGUCGGCCGUCCCAGCUGAGCCUCCGGUGCUGCUAACGCGGGAGACGUGGUCGCACCACCUCGAUCUGGAGCGUCAACACCUGGAAUCCACCCCGGUCUCUGAGCUGAACCCAAACGCUCAAGUAUGGGCCAAUCACACACUUAGCCUGGAACCCUCAGGCCUUGUCUACACUGACGCUCUCCAAUCAUGGCUGGCGGUGACCAGUCACCUUGACAACCAGGAAGGGUAUGAGCAGGGAUAUGACCUGGAGGAGGUGGGCGAGGCUCAGCUGGAACCGGGCGGUGUAGAAUUUCCGGUGGUCACCAUGGGAAACCCGUCAGCCAAUGGCCUGGUCCAGGAUAGCUGUGUGUCAGAGGAGCUCAUGGCGCAGCUGAAGACCUCACUGGAGUCCUGUCUGUCACGGGAGAACCUGGCCAAUGACCUCUACCUCGUCUCCCAGAUGGACUGUGACCAGUAUGUUCCCAUAGCAACGCUUGCCAACCUCAACCACAUCAAGAAGCUCAGCACUGACUUGGAGCUCAUCUCUGACGUCCUCAAGUCAUUGCCACUGGUGGAGGUGGCAGAAUGUGGGCAGAAGGUACGGCCAAAUCGGGGUCGCUGUAUCGUCAUCCUCCGAGAGGUCCCAGAGACCACACCCCCAGAGGAGGUGAAGGCUCUGUUUGCAAGUGAGAGCCUCCCCAGGAUCCAGAGCUGUGAGUUUGCCCAGAACGACAACUGGUUCAUCACCUUCCACAGUGAGGCUGAUGCUCAACAGGCGUUCCAAUACCUAAGAGAGGAGGUAAGGACGUUCCAGGGGAAACCCAUCAAGGCACGAAUCAAGGCCAAAGUGAUGGCAGUCACAUCUUACGCUCCAAAGAAUGGCUACAGGCCCUGCCCAAUGGACCCCUGCACCAAUCAGCAGCCUUACAGCCCAUACUACGCCCAGCCCACUUUCCAGCAGCCCCUCCCACAGCUCUACACAAUGACUAAUCAGAGCUUGGCUGCCAUGGCCGGAUACACAGACCCUGUCAUGAUGGCGGCAUUCUCUGGCUUCAUGGACGACUUCCCAGGAUGCCCCAGCUUCAAGCUAUCCCCCUCACACAGACUCAGGGGACAGCGAGACCAGAGGCGGUUGUCUGGCGACAGGGGGCCGGGCCUUCUGGAUGAUCCCCCCUUCUUCCUGGAGGGUGGACCAAUAGGAUGCGUCCCUGGCCCCCCCAGGCAGGGUCGGCCACGGUUACCAGGCAACAGGCGUAUGGACGGAGAGGGGGGUCGACGUGGAGGGAGAGGGGGGUCGGGGUCCUCCCCCAGCACUGACAGAGGAAGGAGAGGUCCCAUUGGUCAGAGGAGGAGAAGAGAUGACAAGUACUCUAGAGGGCCCCCCCAGUCGCCCCGCCGCUCCUUGUCUCCCAGUCUGGAACUCGGCCCCAAUAGCUUCCCCCCACUUCCCCUUGCUACAGCUUCUACAGCAACAGUUACCACAGCAACCAACAUCCAUAAGGCAACCAGCAACCACAAGAGUCCAGUUAGAGGCAGCAGUACCAGUGAACCAACCACUGUGACAUCACAAGACCUCCAGCCUAUCACAGCAUUGCCUCAGAAAACCCUCCCCCUAGCGAAGAUAAAGGAAACUGUAGUGUCUCCCAAGAGAACCACAGCAGCUCAUCCGACCGCAGAAGAACCACAGACCACGAAGGGGAAGAGACCAGGAACGGAGUCCAAGAAGCCAAGCUACGCUGAGAUCUGCCAGCGCAUACGAGCUAAUCAGAUGCUCACCGCAAAGGCUACUGACCUCACCCCCUUGGGGACGGAGCUUGUCCCAGCCUAUCCUGCGCAGGCGCCUGACCCGGCCCAGUUAUCACGGUGACCAGAGUGAGAUAGUUACUUUGGGUUGGGGAGGGAAGAAGUUCUUCAAGCCAAAGAAAAACAUUGAAAAGUUGUAGCUCUGUUGUUUCUCUCUGUCGUUUCUCUCUGUCGUUUCUCUCUGUUGUUUCUCUCUGUUGUUUCUCUCUGUCGUUUCUCUCUGUCGUUUCUCUCUGUCGUUUCUCUCUGUCGUUUCUCUCUGUCGUUU